GUGGCAUUAUCAGGCUGGAGGGUCAUGUCAGGAUGACGUUGCCUCUUUUUCCCGCAUUCUCAAAGUCCACUAUCAUCAUGUCUGACACAGAGGAUGUUGAUCAAGUCGAGGCUAUAGAGGUGGAGGUUGAGGUGGCACCUGAGGCUGCCCCAAAACCAGAGCCUGACCCUGAACCAGAGACUGAGCCUGAGCCAGAACCUGAGCCUGUAGAAGAUGUCUUUGAAGAGGAAGAUGAGAAGCCAAAGUUCAAGCCAUCAGGACCCAAGAUCCCAGAUGGUGAGAAAGUGGACUUUGAUGACAUCCAGAAGAAACGUCAGAACAAAGAUCUGAUUGAGCUGCAGACCCUCAUCGAUGCUCACUUUGAGGACAGGAAGAAGGAAGAGGAGGAGCUCAUCGCCCUCAAAGAGAGAAUUGAGAAGCGCAGAUCUGAGAGGGCAGAGCAGCAGAGGAUCCGGACUGAAAAAGAGAAGGAGCGCCAGGCGAGACGUGAGGAGGAGAGGCUGAGGAAAGAGGAGGCAGAUGCUAAGAAGAAAGCAGAUGAAGAUGCCAAGAAAAAGUCAGCUCUUUCCAGCAUGGGCUCCAACUACAGCAGCUAUCUUCAGAAGGCUGACUCCAAGAGAGGUGGCAAAAAACAGACAGAAAGAGAGAAGAAGAAGAAGAUCCUGGCUGAGAGACGCAAGCCACUCAACACUGACCAUCUCAGUGAGGACAAACUCAGGGAAAAGGCAAAGGAGUUGUUUGAAUGGAUGAAGACCCUUGAGUCAGAGAAGUUUGACCACAUGGAGAGGCUGAAGAAACAGAAAUACGAGGUUACCACAUUGCACAAGAGAGUGGAGGAGUUGAGCAAAUUCAGCAAGAAGGGAGCCGCCGCUCGUCGCAGGAAGUAAACGCAUCUACUUGCAGGCCAAGACCAACACAAAGAAGAUGGACAAGAAUUACAUUCAUCCUUCCCUUUCAAUCUGUGCUGCUUACACUCCAAACUCAGUAGCUGCUGUAGGUCAAAUACCAAUGAACUCUUUCUCGCUUUGAACUCUUAUUUGCUUCCAGUUUAUGUCAUGUAAAUAAAGUGUAAC
Molecule: messenger RNA, 1073 nt
Organism: Myxocyprinus asiaticus (Chinese sucker)
Lineage: Eukaryota; Metazoa; Chordata; Actinopteri; Cypriniformes; Catostomidae
Product: troponin T, fast skeletal muscle isoforms-like
Exons: 14
Coding region: 33-887 (284 amino acids)
Biological process (GO): sarcomere organization; muscle contraction; regulation of muscle contraction
Cellular component (GO): troponin complex
Molecular function (GO): tropomyosin binding; troponin I binding; troponin C binding
Source: RefSeq, a predicted model, not a curated record